Plasmopara halstedii is the source of this 387-nucleotide messenger RNA. RefSeq lists its product as uncharacterized. Lineage: Eukaryota; Oomycota; Peronosporomycetes; Peronosporales; Peronosporaceae. The transcript has a single exon. The record is from RefSeq and is a predicted model, not a curated record. Bases 1 to 387 code for a protein of 128 amino acids.
AUGAGUUCUGGAUUUUCAUAUCCUCAACCAGUCUUCCAAUCACCUAUUUAUAAUUCGGCUUUCUAUCUAUCUCUGGAUGCGAGUGGAUUUAUCACCUAUGAUUAUGCUCAGACACUUUACCUCGGCAAAAAUGACUACAGAUUGACUUAUAUCUCAGGUAUUACAAUAGGGUCAGCCACGGAGGGUGUAGCGCUUGUUCCAGGGCCUAACAAAGAUAUCAGUGGUAUUGGCGCACUCAGCUGUAGUAGUUUAAUAGUGAAUGGAGUAGCGGUUGGGAGCUUGACAACGUAUCUUACUGGUAUCACACCCGGUACGGCAACUGUGAGUAAGGCGUUGAUACAUCAAGUAAUAUCUCAGGAAUCAAUUAUCUAUCGGCCACUCAACUAG